This is a messenger RNA of Puma concolor (puma), 1155 nucleotides long. The record is from RefSeq and is a predicted model, not a curated record. Lineage: Eukaryota; Metazoa; Chordata; Mammalia; Carnivora; Felidae.
AUGGUUCCCCCUCGAGAAUGGGAAAAUAUCCCCUACCCCUGCUCACUGAGCAUAGCUCUCUUCAGAAAAGUCCUCUUUACAAAGUUUCACAGCAACCUUAAACCCCUGAAGCUGACUAAGACCUUGCUCAAAGGGGAGAUGGGUUUGAGACUGAACCAGAAGGCGCUUACCACUUUCCCAGACGUGGUGCUCGUGCGGGUGCCCACACCCUCAGUGCAGUCAGACAGCGACAUCACCGUCCUGCGCCACCUGGAGAAGCUGGGCUGCCGCCUGGUCAACCGCCCACAGAGCAUUUUAAACUGUGUCAACAAGUUCUGGACUUUCCAAGAGCUGGCUGGACAUGGGGUUCCUAUGCCAGACACCUUCUCCUAUGGUGGGCAUGAUGACUUUUCCAAAAUGAUCGAUGAGGCUGAGCCCCUGGGCUACCCGGUCGUGGUGAAGAGCACACGAGGACACCGGGGAAAAGCUGUUUUUCUUGCAAGAGAUAAACAUCACCUCUCAGACAUCUGCCAUCUGAUCCGCCAUGAUGUGCCCUACCUGUUCCAGAAGUAUGUGAAGGAGUCACAUGGCAAAGACAUCCGGGUGGUGGUGGUCGGGGGCCGGGUGAUAGGCUCUAUGCUCCGCUGCUCCACAGACGGACGGAUGCAAAGCAACUGCUCUCUCGGCGGUGUGGGUGUCAUGUGCCCGCUGACAGAACAAGGCAAGCAGUUGGCUAUUCAGGUGUCCAACAUCCUGGGCAUGGACUUCUGUGGCAUUGAUCUCCUCAUCAUGGACGAUGGCUCCUUUGUGGUGUGUGAGGCAAACGCCAACGUCGGCUUCUUAGCCUUCGACCAGGCAUGCAAUUUAGAUGUGGGUGGCAUCAUCGCGGACUAUACCAUGUCCUUGCUGCCCCAUAGGCAGACUGGCAAGAUGGCUGUCCUCCCGGGACUGUCCAGUCCCAGGGAGAAGAAAGAGCCAGAUGGCUGCACUUCAGCUCAGGGAGUUGCAGAGAGCGUCUACGCCAUCAACAAUGGGUCUACCUCUAGUGAGAGUGAGCCUGAACUGGGAGAGAUCCGGGAUUCCUCAGUGAGCACAGCGGGGGCCCCGCCCCCCAUGCUGCCUGAACCUGGCUACAACAUUAACAACAGGAUUGCUUCAGAAUUAAAACUUAAGUGA